Messenger RNA from Paramecium pentaurelia, 409 nucleotides. The record is from the annotation of a GenBank genome assembly. NCBI's taxonomy places the organism in Eukaryota, Ciliophora, Oligohymenophorea, Peniculida, Parameciidae.
AUGGAUCCUCAUUAACAAUGCAAAUAUAUCUAAGAAAUUUCAUAUCAAGAGAACGAUCAGGUCUUAUUUAUCAAUAUUAUAGUUAAGAUAAAGAGUAUCAGAACUUGAAGCAAAAAAUGCAGAAUUGUAAGAUGAAGUCGAAGCCAUAAAUGAUCUAUUAGAAUAGGAGAAGACAUAAUGUUAACAAAAAGAGAAAGCACUUUAAACUCUAUAGGUGAUUAAUUAGGAGUUAAAUUACAGGGUUUAAGAGUUGUAAAAUAAAAUUGGUGAAAAAGACACUAAAAUUUAGGAACUUUAAAAUGUUAUAAAAUAAAAAGAUGAUUAAAUUACAUAAAUGAAUAAGGAUCAUAGAAAAAUUGGAAGCAAAUCUAAAACUUAAAGAAAAUAAAGCAAUCCAAAAAAAUAAUGA